Mastomys coucha (southern multimammate mouse) is the source of this 341-nucleotide messenger RNA. RefSeq names its product beta-defensin 118-like. Lineage: Eukaryota; Metazoa; Chordata; Mammalia; Rodentia; Muridae. The transcript has 2 exons. Gene Ontology annotation, cellular component: extracellular region. Bases 1 to 300 code for a protein of 99 amino acids. The record is from RefSeq and is a predicted model, not a curated record. Gene Ontology annotation, biological process: innate immune response.
AUGUCCUACCUCCCAAGAACCAUGAGGUUUCUGCUGCUGGCUCUUCCUGUCCUUGCUCUUCUACCCCAAGUGAUCCCAGACUAUGGUGCUGCGAAAAGAUGCUUGAAAAAAUCUGGGCAAUGCAGGAAAAGCUGCAAGGAUGGAGAAAUUUCCCAGGAAUCGUGCAAAUAUUCCCGAGUCUGCUGCAUUGUGGACACCAACAGCUACAAGCAAAGGACCUUCACCACUUGGACCACGGAGGAAACCUCUACAAUAGAGUACGAUCUGUCCUCAGAUGUAGGUGUAUUUAACACAAUAUAGUUGACAGAGUGAUAAAAUAAAUAAAUAAAUAAAUAACGUGA